This is a messenger RNA of Cucurbita pepo subsp. pepo (vegetable marrow), 1280 nucleotides long. The record is from RefSeq and is a predicted model, not a curated record. NCBI's taxonomy places the organism in Eukaryota, Viridiplantae, Streptophyta, Magnoliopsida, Cucurbitales, Cucurbitaceae.
AUUAUUAAAUUAUAACAUAUUUUAUUGGGAAAUGGUGUUCCCAAACAGAGGUUGAGGUUGAAGAAGACGAUGUCCGAACCUUCCGCCGUCUUUUCUAAGAAAAGCGUUAACAAACUCCCUCAUAAUCCAAGCCUUCUCCACCAUCUUCCCCCUUCCAUUAUUGUUCUUUCUCUCUCUCCCUAAGCCACAGAGAGAGAGAGAGAGAGAGAGAGAGAGAGCAGGAAAAAAGAAUGGCCUCUUCAUCGGACAAUCAACAAUCCAAAUCCAAAUCCACCGACUCUCAACCUCUUCCGCCGCCCUCCGCCGCACAUAACCCACCUCCGAUCUACCCUCCUCCCACCAUGGGGUACCCUCCAGCCCCACAUCCGGGGUACCCUCCAGCGCCAGGGGCUUACCCACCUUACAAUGGCUACGCCUACGCCCAAGCCCCUCCUGCCGCCUAUUACCACAACAGCCCCCAAAAUUACGCGGUGGAGCCGUUUCACGCCGCCUUCAUCCGCGGCAUUGUCACCGCCUUAAUAAUUCUGGUGGUUCUAAUGAUGCUCUCCAGCAUAAUCACCUGGAUCAUCCUCCGACCAGAAAUCCCAACGUUCAGAGUUGAUACAUUGGGCGUAACCAAUUUUAACAUCUCCAAAUCGAAUUACUCCGGAAACUGGAACGCGACCUUGGUGGUCCAGAAUCCCAACAAGAAAUUGAACCUGACUUUCAAGCGGAUCCAGGGGUUCGUGGGGUAUAAGGACAACACGCUGGCAAUGUCGUUUGCGGACCCAUUUUUUCUUGCCGUGGAGAGGACUAACCUAAUGCGGGUGAGAUGGACAUCGAGUAGCCCUGAUGAUCCGGGGAAUUGGGAGGAGACAGAGGAGAAAUUGGGGAAGGAGAAGGCGACGAGGAAAGUUGGUUUCAAUUUGAGAUUCUUCGUAUGGACCACUUUCCAAUCUGGGUCUUGGUGGACCAGGCACGUUAUUUUGAGAGUCUUUUGUGACGAUUUGAAGAUCGACUUCGGCACUCCCAACUCCGUUAAUGGCUCCUUCUCCGCCCAUGGCCACCACAUGCAUUGCGCGGUUCUCAUGUAGAACCAUCGCCUCUGUUCAUGGGUAAGUAGGGAUUGUGAGUGACGUUGAAGGACAAAAUGGUAAAUUAGAUGAAGAGUUGUUUCAUAUAUAUUUUAGGAAUAUAGUUUUCUUUUUGUUUUUUUUAAUCUCUUUUGUUCUCUUUAAGUAAGAAUUUGGUUCCUUUUUGUAAGGAGAUAAAUGAAAAUUGUAAAUUAAACCCUUUUUUUU